CGCGCGCGCGCGGCCGGGGGCGCGCGCGGCGGAGGGAGGGAGCCGGGAGGCCGCGGAGCAGCCAGCGCCGCCAUAUUAGGGACCGCGGAGCCCCGGGAUCGCGUCCGCGGCGGCCGCGGCCGGGCUUGAGGGAGCUGCGUUGGCCGGAGGCGGGCGCAGCGCGGUGCCCGGAGAGGCGGGGCCGGCGGGAGCCAGCGGGCGACGAGAGCGAGCCAGGCUGAGCGCGGCCGCCCUGCCUCGCCAUGGACCAGGACUACGAGCGGCGCCUGCUCCGCCAGAUCGUCAUUCAGAACGAGAACACGAUGCCCUGUGUCACAGAGAUGCGGAGAACCCUGACGCCCGCCAACUCCCCGGUGUCCUCGCCCAGCAAGCACGGAGACCGCUUCAUCCCCUCGAGGGCCGGCGCCAACUGGAGCGUGAACUUCCACAGGAUCAAUGAGAACGAGAAGUCACCCAGUCAAAACCGGAAGGCCAAGGAUGCCACCUCGGACAAUGGCAAAGACGGCCUGGCCUACUCCGCCCUGCUCAAGAACGAGCUGCUGGGAGCCGGCAUCGAGAAGGUGCAGGACCCGCAGACCGAGGACCGCCGGCUACAGCCGUCCACGCCCGAGAAGAAGGGCCUCUUCACGUACUCCCUCAGCACCAAGCGCGCGAGCCCUGACGACGGCAAUGACGUGUCGCCGUACUCCCUGUCCCCCGUCAGCAACAAGAGUCAGAAGCUGCUCCGGUCUCCACGGAAACCCACCCGCAAGAUCUCCAAGAUCCCCUUCAAGGUCCUGGACGCGCCCGAGCUGCAGGACGACUUCUACUUGAACCUGGUCGACUGGUCAUCCCUCAACGUGCUCAGCGUGGGGCUGGGGACCUGCGUGUACCUGUGGAGCGCGUGCACCAGCCAGGUGACCCGGCUCUGCGACCUCUCUGUGGAAGGGGACUCGGUGACCUCCGUGGGCUGGUCUGAGCGGGUGAGUCCAGCGGGCCCGGCCCCCACCGGGCAGUGCUGGGACACCCAGAGGAGCCAGAGUCCAGCAGUGCGGGGACUGUCCCUCGCACUGCUGAUGAUGGAGGUGGGAGGGGACGGGUUGCUCUGCAGCAGGCCAGCCUGGCUCUGCCCCUGCCGGCUGUGUGGCUUUGGGCGGUACAUCCUCCCUGUCGGGGGCGGCCAGUGUGGCCACAGGUGCUCGGGGGCCGGGGCGUCCCCAGGCCUCACAGCCCCUGUCCCCCAGCUGCUGGUCUGGAACCACUCGAGCCUCAGCCCCGUGCAGCAGUACACAGAGCACCUGGCGGCCGUGAAGGCCAUCGCCUGGUCCCCACACCAGCACGGCCUGCUGGCGUCCGGCGGCGGCACGGCCGACCGCUGCAUCCGCUUCUGGAACACGCUCACGGGGCAGCCACUGCAGUGCAUCGACACGGGCUCCCAAGUGUGCAACCUCGCCUGGUCCAAGCACGCCAACGAGCUGGUGAGCACACACGGCUACUCACAGAACCAGAUCCUCGUCUGGAAGUACCCGUCCCUGACCCAGGUGGCCAAGCUGACCGGGCACUCCUACCGCGUCCUGUACCUGGCGAUGUCCCCAGACGGGGAGGCCAUAGUCACCGGUGCUGGGGACGAGACCCUGAGGUUCUGGAACGUCUUCAGCAAAACCCGUUCGACAAAGGAGUCCGUGUCUGUCCUCAACCUCUUCACCAGGAUCCGGUAAACCCGCCGGGCGGGACACGCGGCGCCAGCCGUCCGGGGUCGGGAGACCCCCAGCUGUGCUCGGCUUGCAUGGACCCUGCCUCCCGCACAACCCCAGAGGGGCGGCGGGGCGGGAGCUGGGCCUGGAGAACCCUGGAGUCUCAUUAAACGCCUGAUUGUGAGCGCGUCGCCGGUGUUUGGGGUGGGCCCGCGGCUGGGGGCUCCGUCUCCCUCCUGAAGGCCAAGAACCACCCUGGGGGACCUCGUGGCCCCGGUUGGACCAUUUAUACCUGGAGCGGGACAGACGCCCCGGACCCUCACCUGCGCCCGCCACACCUGUCACCCUGGGGCUGCAUGCCCUUCCUGGAAGCCAUCUCUGCCCACGCGCCUGGGACAGACAGCCGGACGUGGGGGCCUGGCACCCCGGCUGCCUCUUCGCAGAUGCGGUCCUCCGCCAGCCCAGAGCCAGCGGCUGCGGGGCGCUGAGCCCGCUGUUGCCAGCGCAUCGAGGGGCCCCGCUGGUUGGAGGCGUCUUUGCUGCCGUCUCUGCCGUCAGCACCCGGGAGGGGCGCGGUGGAAGUGCCACAUGGAGCAGCGCCCGCCAGCAGCAGCGCGGCUAGGGUCUGAGCGUCCUGCCGGGCCGCGGCCCUCACGCCAGAGCAGAAGCUCUGCAGACGGACUCGUUGUCCAGGAGAGCGGAAGGGACCUGCUCGCCAUUCCGACUGGAGAGUGGCCUCGGCGUGUCCCCAGCGGGGUCCGGCAUCCUCCUUCCCCGAGCCAGACUCGAGUUCCCUGUGCGUGUGGGCGGCCGGGCCCCGUGGAAGGUCGCUGGGUGUGGGUGACCGCGGGGGCCUCACCGUCCUCGCCUGACUUGUGCUGUUGUGUCUGUCUGCGCCAGCGCCGUGGGGAGGCCAGGGGAGAAGGGGGGGGGGGGCCUUGGUCCUUCCAGAAGCUUCCUGGUCUUUCCCUGACGCCUGACACUCAGAUACUGGCUCAUGCUCCCUGUCCCCAGACAGCAGGCGGGGCUGAGGCCGGCUGCGGGGCGGAGCAGGCAGGUGUGUGCAUGUGUACAUACGUAUUCGUGACUUUUCUUUGGACUUGUUUGUUUUUGUUGAGUCUAGACAGGGAGGGGUAGGGCCUGCCAGGCCGCCCCCUGCCCCCCGCCCGCACGCCGCUCCUGGGGGCCAGGCCACUGGGCCAGACCCUGCUCGUGGGGAGGAGGCAGGUCACUGUACCUGUGGGACGACAGAAACCCACCUGCCGUCCAGAGGACUGUGGCCCCACCCGCCCCUCCCCCACAGCAGGUCAGGUGUACAUAGAGGUGUGCGUUUGAUUGGUCUGGUCUUGCUGUGUGAGUUGUGUUUUUUUUUUUUUUGAAAAAACAGGCCCCACCAUUUCCCUUCACCCGCCCGCGAGCAUGGCUGGGAGCCCAGGAGCUGCCGUGGGCAGGGGGCCUGGUGGCUCUGAGCGUGGGACCCUCCCUGGGGCUCAGAACCACCGCAGGUCCAGACGCAGGAGAGGGCGAGACGCUUGUCAUCUUGGCGGGCGACAGUGGCUGCGGGUGGCUGCAGAGGCGGGUGGCGGGUGGCCUGCAAGACAUUCAGAGCCUUGUUUUCCAUGUAAUGGGGUGUCACUGUCAUUAAACAAGUUGUGGAUUCAUGCA
Molecule: messenger RNA, 3338 nt
Organism: Microcebus murinus (gray mouse lemur)
Lineage: Eukaryota; Metazoa; Chordata; Mammalia; Primates; Cheirogaleidae
Source: RefSeq, a predicted model, not a curated record